AUGAGUAAAGCUAGAGAGAUAGCUGUGAGUAUGGAAAUGGCUGAUAAUGAGGCCCGGAAGUUGAAAGGUGACAGUAUGGACAAGCCGGAAAAUGUAAACAAAUUUCAUUCAUCGAAGGAAUGUUUUCGCUGUGGUAAAACAAAUCACAAUGCUGACAAGUGCUUCUACAAAAACAGUAAGUGCCCCACGUGUAAAGAUACAGGCCAUUUGCACAAGAAGUGUCCUAAAGGCAAACCUAAGGACAGAUCUACGAAUAGUAAAGGUCAAGUUGGUAACAACCCUGCGGAUAACCGGAAAUCAGGAAAGAAAGGAAAAAAGAGCUCAAAACUGCAUUUCAUGGGGGAUUCAGAAUCUGAGGAAGAAAACACUUCUGUAUGGCCAAUUUUCUCGAUCAAAAGAAAAUUGGGCACAGUUAAGGGGAUCACAGCGUCCAUUAAACUCAAGGAUAAUGCCCAACCCAAGUUCUUUAAGGCCAGAACUGUACCAAACGCCCUCAAGGAUCAAAUUGCUAGAGAACUUGAACGCUUAGAGGCAGCAGGCAUAGUGGAAAAGGUGGAUAGUUCAGAUUGGGCGACCCCAAUUGUUCCUGUCAUGAAACCUGAUGGCUCAAUCAGAAUCUGCGGUGAUUUCAAGAUUACCAUUAAUCCUGUACUAGACGUACCUGAGUACGCUCUUCCCACCAGUGAGGAAUUGUUCACUAAACUCAAUGGAGGACAAAAAUUUUCUAAACUAGAUUUAACCCAAGCUUACAAUCAGGUUCUUCUGGACAAGGAGUCUCGUGAGUAUGUAACUAUCAAUACCCACCUGGGUUUGUAUAGGUACACCAGGCUUCCGUUUGGUGUAGCCUCAGCACCAGCUAUAUUCCAGAGAACUAUUGAAACUGUGUUACAGGGCUUGAACGGAGUUGGGGCUAUUCUGGAUGAUGUUUUGAUAACAGGAAAAGAUGAUGCUGACCAUCAGCGUAAUUUGGAUGCCACACUCCAGCGUUUGGAUGACUAUGGGGGUCCAAAGAAGGGAAUUCCUGUACUAGCAACUUCUCGAUUACAACGCUGGGCUAUACAGUUGUCAUCCUACCAGUUCGACAUCAAGUAUCGAUCGACAACUCAAAAUGGAAAUGCUGAUACUUUAUCACGAUUUCCAGUUGAUACUAGAGACUACACCGAAGUGGAUGAGGAAGCAACAAAGGUGAACAAGCUGCAGUUGAGCAAACUACCAUUAACAGCAAAGCAGAUAGCUAAGGCAACCAAAAGUGAUGUUGUGUUGUCUAGAGUAAUGCAUUUUGUCACCAGUGGUUGGCCACAUGAAAAACCGGAGAACAAAUUUCUUCCUUUUUAUCGUGUUCGGGACGAGUUGACCGUGGAGGAAGGAUGUCUCCUGAGAGGAAUUCGAGUUAUUGUUCCUGAGAGGUACCGUGAGGAGAUCUUGAACGAGUUACAUGGGAAUCAUCCUGGGAUGGUAAGGAUGCAAUCGUUGGCUAGAUUGUAUGUGUGGUGGCCAAACUUGGAUACAAACAUAGAAACUAGGGUGGCAAAGUGUGAAAGUUGUCGGAAACAACUGCCAAACAUGCCACAGUCGCGAUCGAAUCCCUGGUUAUGGGCAAACAAACCAUGGGAACGUGUUCAUAUUGACUAUGCAGGACCGUUCCUAUAUUAA
This is a messenger RNA of Mizuhopecten yessoensis (Yesso scallop), 1653 nucleotides long. RefSeq lists its product as uncharacterized. The coding region runs from base 1 to 1653 and encodes 550 amino acids. Lineage: Eukaryota; Metazoa; Mollusca; Bivalvia; Pectinida; Pectinidae. The record is from RefSeq and is a predicted model, not a curated record. Gene Ontology annotation, molecular function: zinc ion binding; nucleic acid binding. The transcript is spliced from 3 exons.